This is a messenger RNA of Hyposmocoma kahamanoa, 2732 nucleotides long. It is a transcript of the gene mAcon1, whose product is annotated as probable aconitate hydratase, mitochondrial. Lineage: Eukaryota; Metazoa; Arthropoda; Insecta; Lepidoptera; Cosmopterigidae. The coding region runs from base 110 to 2479 and encodes 789 amino acids. The transcript is spliced from 16 exons. Gene Ontology annotation, molecular function: aconitate hydratase activity; 4 iron, 4 sulfur cluster binding. Gene Ontology annotation, biological process: tricarboxylic acid cycle. The record is from RefSeq and is a predicted model, not a curated record. Gene Ontology annotation, cellular component: mitochondrion; cytosol.
GCAGUAAAUUAGCCACCGAAGAUUGGGAUCGACCCAUGUUGCCCUCUUUUGAUUAAUUAUAUAAGUCUCUUUCAUUCUUUUCUGUAAAAAAAUUGUAAGUCCCGCAACCAUGGCUCACUGUAUGAGAGUUGUGCAUGGCCAGGGUAGCAGGACGAGGGUGGUUCUCUUGGAAAUCCAAAAAAGAUGUUUCAGCGUGUCUCCGUUGUCAGCAGCCGCCGCUCAGGUGGCGAUGUCGAAAUUCGAUAAAGAUGCGCUGCCAUAUGACAAGUUGUUGAAGAAUUAUGAAGUGGUACAAAAGAGGUUAGGUCGCAAGAUGACCUUGUCCGAGAAGGUCCUGUAUUCUCACUUAGAAGACCCUCAAGGACAGGAAAUCGAGCGUGGUAAAAGCUACCUUCGUCUGCGCCCCGACCGCGUGGCGAUGCAGGACGCGACAGCUCAGAUGGCAAUGCUGCAGUUCAUCUCGUCAGGUCUACCGCGCGUCGCCGUACCCUCCACCAUCCACUGCGACCACUUGAUCGAGGCUCAGAUUGGCGGGGAGCAGGACUUGGCUAGAGCUAAGGACAUCAACAAAGAAGUAUACAAGUUCUUAGAAACAGCUGGUGCGAAAUACGGCGUGGGAUUCUGGAAGCCAGGCUCCGGUAUCAUCCAUCAGAUCAUCCUGGAGAACUACGCGUUCCCUGGCCUGCUUAUGAUCGGCACUGACUCUCACACACCCAAUGGAGGUGGCCUUGGAGGUCUUUGCAUUGGUGUGGGUGGUGCCGAUGCCGUGGACGUGAUGGCCGAUAUCCCAUGGGAGCUAAAAUGCCCGAAGGUCAUCGGUGUCAAGCUUACUGGUAAAAUGUCCGGAUGGACCAGCCCUAAAGACGUGAUCCUGAAGGUAGCCGGCAUUCUUACCGUAAAAGGUGGCACCGGUGCCAUAGUCGAGUACCACGGCCCCGGUGUGGACUCCAUUUCCUGCACUGGUAUGGCCACCAUCUGCAACAUGGGUGCUGAGAUCGGAGCUACAACUAGUGUGUUCCCCUACAACAGCCGCAUGGAGGCAUACCUUAAGUCGACCGGUCGCAAGAACAUCGCGGAAGCCGCUAACAAAUACAAGCCUCUGCUAACGCCCGACGCGAACGCGCCCUACGAUGAGAUGGUCGAAAUCGACCUAUCAACCCUCGAGCCCCACGUGAAUGGUCCGUUCACGCCCGAUCUGACCAACCCGAUCUCUCAACUCGGCCAAAACGCUAAAAAGAACAAUUGGCCAAUGGAUAUCAAGGUCGGCCUCAUUGGAUCUUGCACCAACUCUUCCUACGAGGACAUGGGCCGCUGCGCCAGCAUCGUUAAGGAGGCAAUUAGUCACGGGCUGAAGUCGAAGAUUCCGUUUAACGUGACCCCAGGCUCGGAGCAGAUACGCGCCACCAUCGAGCGUGAUGGGAUCGCUAAGACACUCAGGGACUUCGGAGGCACUGUAUUAGCCAACGCGUGCGGCCCCUGCAUCGGACAAUGGGACCGUCGCGACGUGAAAAAGGGAGAGAAGAACACCAUCGUGACGUCAUACAACCGCAACUUCACGGGCCGCAACGAUGCCAACCCCGCCACUCACUGCUUCGUCACCAGCCCUGAGCUCGUCACUGCUCUGUCUAUCGCUGGUCGCCUGGACUUCAAUCCAUUAAAGGACGAACUGACAGGCAAGGACGGCAAAAAGUUCAAACUAUCCGACCCGUUCGGCGACGAGCUGCCCUCCAAGGGCUUCGACCCCGGCCAGGACACGUACCAACAUCCCAUUGCUGACGGAAGCAAAGUACAAGUGGACGUGUCUCCGUCAUCGGAUCGACUGCAACUCCUGGCGCCUUUCGAAAAAUGGGACGGCAAAGACCUCACUGACAUGACCAUCCUCAUAAAGGUGAAAGGAAAAUGCACCACCGACCACAUCUCCGCUGCUGGACCCUGGCUCAAGUAUCGUGGCCAUCUCGACAACAUCUCCAACAACAUGUUUAUCUCAGCAACGAACGCAGAGAACGGUGAGCUGAACAAAGUGAAGAACCAAUUGACGGGCGAGUGGGGCCCAGUGCCCGCGACAGCGCGUGCGUACAAAGCAGCGGGGGUGCGCUGGUGCGUCAUCGGCGACGACAAUUACGGCGAAGGCUCCAGCCGAGAGCAUGCCGCAUUGGAACCGAGGCAUUUGGGCGGAUACGCCAUCAUAGUCAAGUCAUUCGCUAGGAUCCACGAGACGAACCUGAAGAAGCAAGGUAUGCUGCCGCUGACAUUUGCCAACCCUGCUGAUUACGACAAGAUUCAACCCACUGACAAAAUCUCGCUACUUGGACUUAAGGACCUCGCGCCUGGGAAGCCAGUGGUGUGCGAAGUGAAGCAUGCAAAUGGGUCGACAGAAAAAAUCAUGCUGAAUCACUCAUUGAACGAGCAACAGAUCGCCUGGUUCCAAGCUGGCUCAGCCCUUAACAGAAUGAAGGAGCUUGUUGCGGGCAAAAAGUGAUCAUCGAUUCUAUAUUAGUUUUGAGUACUUGCACUGGACCUUGUAUUAAUUUUUUGUUACUAUUUCUUAUCCCUAGCUACAAAAUACGGUCUUAAAAUCAUUUUUCGAUGUUAGUUCCGUAAAUUGAGCAUAAUUUUGAAUAUAGGGAAAUCUAUAAUUUUUAGGUGCAGUGUAUAGUGCAAAGUGCAAGGAACUGCGCUGUUUGAGGCCGAAAUUUGGAAUCUAAUUAAUAUGUUAGACAGGAGAGGAUAGC